Haemonchus placei is the source of this 702-nucleotide messenger RNA. The record is from the annotation of a GenBank genome assembly. Lineage: Eukaryota; Metazoa; Nematoda; Chromadorea; Rhabditida; Trichostrongylidae.
AUGCAACCAAAGGAGAUCGAAACGGUUGCUUUAGAUCAACUUCAACAACUUGAUCGCAACCGCCAAGUGUUCGUGGAAUUACGUGCAUCGAUGAUGGAAGCAGACCAACAAGACACCCGCGAGUUUCAAAACCAGAUGCGCACGGCUAUGCCAAGGCUGCAAUCUUCUGUCGAUGCAGCUUUGGCCAACUUUAAGCGUAAUAGACAGAAAGCGCCAACUGUAAAUCUUCACGAAGAUAACGCGACGGACGAACUCGAAGAAGCGGAACGCGCCGCUGUUCAGGCUGACCGGCAUCCCCCGACAUUCGCCUGUGCCGGAGGGCAUGGCCAUGCACGAAUAAGAAAGAGACGCGCUCCAGAAAAAUGCGAAUUUCUCGAGAAACUCGGUGUAGAGGAAGGGGAAGUUGGCGAAGAAGAAGAGGAGCCACAAGAAGUACAAGAGCGAAUACGACAACAAAACGUCAACAUGCGAAAACAGAUCGAAGGAGGUAUUCGGCAGCUUCAACAAGCCCGCAGUAACUUUCUUCAAAUAAUAGAUGAACUGCGCCAUCUUCCUACGUGUCCGCCAAGGAGAUAUGGCUACGGAGCAGUCGGAAGUGACACAGGACGAUUUAUGCGCUGCGCCUUUUGUAGAGCAGACGGCAAGCAUUACUCGGACUCAUGUGACGAAUUCCCCUGCGUUUGUGCGCCGUCGUAUGAUUGA